AUGACUGAGAAGAGAUCUCGAAGCUCCUCCAGAGAGCCCCCUCAGAAACAGAGAGACUCUUUCACUCAAGGAUCCAAGAGAAAGAAAAGAGAGAGCCAAGGUUCAGUCGGGCCCAGAAGUGGACGGGAAAAAGGAGAAGCGAAAAAUGAUACCAAGGUUUCAGCCGUGGUGGAUGUGGAUAAUGUGGUGGCUUCCGAUGAGGAGACUGAAGUAAUGGCACUACUGGAGAGUGGCCAAAAGGAUGAGGGUGAGAACCAUUUGCUCCGUUUAGAAAGGGUUUAUACAGCAAUAUAUCUUUAGAAAUUAUUUUAUUCUAUAAUUGAGAUUAUUUAUAUAUGAUGGACAUCUUUUUUUAAAUUGUUCCAGCUGGGGAAAUUAGGGACAAUAUGAUUAUUUUAUAAUUUGCUGAUCACAGCCAGUGAAUGAAAUACUUCUCCUCACACGCAGGUCAUCUCUAAUUUUAUCCAAGCACCAUGGAAUUAUAACUCAGGGACUACAGCUCACAUGUUGAAUCUUUAUAUUUAAACUGAAUUUCAAAUUUUAGGCCAAAGUUGCCAUAUUUAACUUAGAAACCUGUCACACUAUCUGUAACAAAUGAUGAACUUUGCACUCCUCUGAAUCGAUCAUUUGUCAGGGGGUGAGGAUAGAUGAAGGGCUCAAGUCUUCCAUCCCUUAUAAUGUGUAGAUAUGAAAUAGGAGCAAUGUACUAAGCAUUUCAGCCUUCUUUCCUCAGCCAAAAACGUGAAUCACUUAUGGUACUAUGUCACUUAUAUUACGUUUACCUUCUAAUUAGGGAUAGGGGGGAGGUAGGGGCUACCCUUUGUUGUACUCCUGUGGAUAAGGCCAGGAAGUUAUAUAUAUUCAUUUUUUCUCUCAGGUACAAUGAUGAAGGUUUUUGUUUUUUUAGGGAUAAUAGUUGGAGAAUGCUCUAGCAUACUUAAUUCCAAGGCUCCCUCUCACUCACAGUCACCCGGCGUAUAGGUCAGACUUUCAGAUCCCUAAGGCACUGAAUAAUUCCCUAUAUAUAAUACAUAUGUUUGUAGGUUUGUAUAUUACACUGAUCCACAUUUUUUUCACGAAUUGUGGCACUUAUAUUGCAUUGUGUUUGCACCAAAGUACUAUUGCACUUUAUAAUAUAUGCACCUUAAUUGAUUGUGUUUUAAGGGAAUGUUGCAAUUUUCACUAAUAUUGUCUUAAAGACACAGCGCACCUUAACUUUCGUUUUAUGUCUAAAUAGUGUUUUGUAAGCUUGUACACUGUAAGGUGCAGCUUUCUUACCACUAAUCUAUUUUAUUGUAUCUGUUUAGCGCCUAUUUUACUUGAUUUUGUGUUUGUUUUUUACUGAAUAAUUCCCUGCCCAAUAGAAUAAAGGUUUGGGGUUUUUUUUGUUUUGUUUUUUUAAGUGGUUGGGUUAGUGGACACAGGUAAGAGACUCGGCCAUGGUCCUAGAAUAGUUUUCAGCAGAAUUAUUUCUGUGAUUUGCAAAUAACAGAGAUGCAAUCAUCUAAAUGCAUUAACAUAUGUUUGUUUUCUUUCACUUCUGUUAUGUUACAUACUCUCAUGGCAAUGUUUGCUGAUGGGUUAAAUAACAUGGUCAUUUAUUCGGUCAAGAAAAAAUGCUUUACUCUUUAAAUAUAAUGUAUAACUGAUAGAGAAAUGACGGGAAACAAUCUGCUUUGCAAACAUAACUCUUGUAUGCUUUAUGUAAUGGAUGUCUCAAGUAACGGAACAAUUUAUUGUGUAAGUGGAUUAUUGUAAAAUGAGUAAGACAUUUAUGUGUGUAAUAUUGUGUAUUUCCAGGUGUGAAGGCUGCAGGCAUUAGGAUAUGUGAGAAUCUACUCAUUUUUUGCUGUCUCCUAGUCAUCCUCUUCACAUUACCGCUGUCUAUCUGGCUAUGUGUUAAGGUAAGGUCUAUACACAUUAGCGGAUAUGUUAACUGUUGGCCUUCAUGGGCCUGGUGUUCUAGAACCUGAGCAAUUAAGAGGUUCCAACCUCAGCUCAGUGAAUGUGCAUCUUGGACAUAUUGUCAAGUUGACAGAAACUGGUUACAGUUAACCAAUAUGGAUACAAUGUGAGCAUAUCUGACUCCUGGCUGGUCAUUUUUUCACUUGUAUUCAUCGCUGAAUUUCUUUCUUUGAAAGAAAAUGUCCUGUUUUAUUAUGAUUCAAAAUAAAAGCUUGCACAUAUUACGUUUGAUUUUGUAAUUCAAACAUUUAAACAAAUAACGUAUUUCAGAGUUUCUCCUGGCCUACCAUUGCUCCACAGCAACAGCCAUCUUUAAAUCCUCUUUGGUCGGAAGCACUAGUUAUGCAACCAAACCCCACGCACAUCACAGAGGGCCAGCGUGUAUUCAUAAAACCCGAUGUCAUGCACAGUAAUUGACCUCUCAAAGAUUUCCUUUCAUUUGGUUUCUGCCAUUCCGAUUGAAUAUUGUCCACUCAGAUAUGUGGUGUUUAAAGGAACCGAUUUUCCAGAAAAGUGAUAACUGACCACCCCCCUUUGCCUUGUAAAAAUACAUCUAAUAAAGUUAACUAACCUCAGUUUCAGUGCUGGGAUUCCAAUGCUGUUGCUCCCAGCAGCUACUCCAGUGAUGUCACCAUCUAAGCUGACAUCACCUACUAUCACCAAUUAAUUGAUUCUCAUAGAAAUAAAGAAUUGGAACUAGGAAUGCACAGCCAAACACUGUGCUCCUCCAAUCAAAUGCUGCUAAGAGCAAAAUUUAUUUUCAGAACUAUGUUUCAUUCGAUUCUGUAGGAGGAAGCGCCUCUAGUGGCUCUAAAGGUGUAUUUAACACUGAAGAGUUAAAACAACAGGACCACUGCACACAGUGCACAUGAAGGGAUCUGAAUGGCUUUAGUGGUCCUUUAAGAUGACUUCAUACUACGGAUGCACCGAAAUUUGGGCCUAUCCCAUUUCGACCGAAAAUGGAUCAAAUCUAAGGCAAGCUAGCUGAUAACGGCGGGCAGGGUGCGGAGCAUGCUGGCGCAGUGAGCGUUGAAAGCAGGACACAUUGUGCGGGCAGUGAGCACACUGGCUGCCAUGUCAUUCUGCCGCCCACUGUAAUCCCGGAGCGGAGAGCGAUAUCAGAGCUGCUCUACAGCAACCCCCCCCCCCCCCCCCCCGAGAUUCUCCCCUGCCGGGAUUGUCCAAGUGCCAGCCCUGCUAUGUGCCUGCGGACCGGGGAGGGAGAUCAGAGAUACUAUAUAGAGUGAUCUCCCUCCCCUGUCCGCAGGCACCGUGCUGACAGCCGGCAGGGGAGGUAGAGAGGACCCGGGAGCUCAGCCUGCAGCUCCUCCGGGUCCUCCUCUACCACGGCAACGCUCCAAAUCUCGCGAGAGUGAACUCUAGCCCUGGAGCUGCGGGGACCACCAGGGAUUCCCCACCGGACCACCAGGGAACAAAAUAUUCCCCCCUGCUCCCAGUAAAGGUAAGAAGGGAGGGGGGACAUAAAUAUAUAUAUUUUAUUAAAUACAUUUUUUUUUUUUAUUCUUAUUAAAAAGCCUGCCUACCAUCCUCCCCCCCCAUACAAACACUGUCCCCCAUACACACUGCCCCACAAACACUGCACACCCAUACACACACUGCCCCCCAUACACACACUGCACACACAGUGCCCCACACACACGACCCCCACAUACACACACUGCCCCACACAGACAUACAGUGCCCCCCAUACACACUGCCCCCUAACACACACACUGCAACCCUGACAUACACUGCUGCACUCACACUCACACACUGCAACCCUGACAUACACUGCCGCACUCACACACACCACUGCUCCUAUGUCCUAUAUCCCAGCAGACCCCAGGUAAGUUGUCAAACUGUUCUUAAACGGUACGACUACUUACACUGGGGUGAGAUCCUGGCACUACUGGCACCAUAACUACUACACUGAGCUGUAGUGGUUAUUGUGCCUGGAUUAUUUAUUUAAAUAAUCUACAAGUGCCCCUCCCGAGAUCAGGCUCUGGAUCCGCCACUCGCUCUACCGGGACAUAGAGGUCAGUGUGCAUAGGUUCCAACACUCCUGUAUUUACCAGGACAGUCCCGUACUUUGGGGUACUUUUGCAGCAAAUUUAUGUACUGGGGGUUUGUCCCACAUUUUAAAAUCUGUAGUCAGAUUUCAAAAUGGAGGAGAGGACUGGGCAAUAGGAGCAUGCAUGGAGCUCUUUAGCAGUGUUAUAUGCCUGAUUCGUUGGAGUGGGCAGGCUGUCAGUCAGCCUGGCCACACUCUUUAAGAGCAGACUACCCCCCCUUUUGACAGACAGACCAGCCCGCUUUUGGCCUUCAGCAAUCUCCCUGCCUAUCUGCAUCCUAGGAAACAUUGGUAAGUACAGUAUAGUGACAUAUCAUUAUUAGGGAUCGACCGAUAUUGAUUUUUCAGAGCCGAUACCGAUACCGAUAUUCUGUGAACUUUCAGGCCGAUAGCCGAUAUAAUUUGCCGAUAUUCUGUACAUUUACCAAAAUAAAAACUAUUUCUAAAGGUAAAUGCACAAAAUAUACAUGCCACGUGUAGUGGAUGCAGUGUGACAGGGGAGCUGUGUGUGUUUGUGUAGUGGAUGCAGUGUGUGUUUGUGUAGUGUGUGUGUUAUGGAUGCAUUGUGUGUGUGUAGUGUGUGUGGAGGAUGCAAUGUGUGUUUGUGUAGUGGAUGCAGUGUGUAUUUGUCUAGUGUGUGUAGUGGAUGCAGUGUGUAUUAGUGUAGUGUGUAUAUAAUGAAAGCAGUGUGUUUGUGUAGUGUGUGGGUAGUGUGCGUAAAGUGAAUGCUGUAUAUACUAAAUGCAAAGUGUGUGUGUAUAUAAUGAAUGCAGACUGUGUGUGUAUAGUGAAUGUAGUGUGUGUAUAGUGAAUGUAGUGUGUUUAUAUAAUGCAGAGUGUGUGUGUUUGUAUAGUGUGUGUAUAUAAUGCAGUGUGUUUGUGUAGUGUGCAUUAUAUAAACACACUACACAAACACACUGCAUUAUAUACACAGACUACACACACACUGCAUUAUAUACACACUACACACACACUGCAUUAUAUACACACUACACAAACACACACUGCACAAACACACUACAUAAACACACACCGAAUUAUAUAUACACACUACACAAACACACACUGCUUUAUAUACACACACUACACAAACACACACUGCAUUAUAUACACACACUACACAAACACACACUGCAUUAUAUACACACACUACACAAACACACACUGCAUUAUAUACACACACUACACAAACACACUUAUAUACACACACACUACACAAACACACACUGCAUUAUAUACACACACACUACACAGAAACACACACUGCAUUAUAUACACACUACAAACACACUGCAUUAUAUACACACACACUACACAAACACACACUGCGUAUAUACACACACACACACACUACACACACUGCAUUAUAUACACACACACACACACUACACACACUGCAUUAUAUACACACACACAAACACACACUACACACACACUGCAUUAUAUACACACACUACACAAACUGCAUUAUAUACACACACUACAAACUGCAUUAUAUACACACACUACACAAACUGCAUUAUAUACACACACUACACAAACUGCAUUAUAUACACACACUACACAAACUGCAUUAUAUACACACACUACACAAACACACACUGCAUUAUAUACACAGUGUGUUUGUGUAGUGUAUGUGUAUAUAAUGCAGUGUGUGAGGGGGCAUUUUUUAUUAAAUUAUUAAAAAAAAAAAAAUUAUAUUUACUUUAUUAUUUAUUUUUGUUGUCCCCCCUCCCUGCUUGUUACCUGGCCAGGGAGGGGGGAUAUGACAGUCCCUGGUGGUCCAGUGGCAUUGGCUGAGCUGGGAGGGGGGGGCAGAGAGCAAGCGCUUACUCACCUCCCCAGUGUAACUCUCGCGGCCAGCGUGUCGCGCGGAGCGUUGCCAUGGUGAUCCAUGGCAACGCUCUGACGGCCGCGGGUCUCGCGAAAGUUGCACUGGGGAGCUGGAGGAGCUGCUGGGAGGUGAGUAAGCGCUUGCUCUCUGCACCCCCCCAGGACCGCCGGGCUUGUAAUGAGCCUGGCAGUCCUAGGAGGUAUUAUCGGCAAUAUCGGUAUCUGAAUUGGCCUAUACCGAUAUUGCCUAGAAUACCGAAUAUCGGUAUUCAUUAUAUGGGCAGUGUGUAUAUAGUGAUAUUGUAUCAUUAUAUGGGCAGUGUGUAUAUAGUGAUAUUUCAUUAUGGGCAGUGUGUAUAGUGAUAUAUCAUAACGGGCAGUGUGUAUAGUGAUAUAUCAUUAUGGGCAGUGUGUAUAGUGACAUUAUAUUGACAGUGUGUGUAUAGUGAUAUAUCAUUAUGGGCAGUGUGUAUAGUGAUAUAUCAUUAUGGGCAGUGUGUAUAUAGUGAUAUAUCAUUAUGAGCAGUGUGUAUAGUGAUAUAUCAUUAUGGGCAGUGUGUAUAUAGUAAUAUAUCAUUAUGGGCAGUGUGUAUAUAGUGAUAUAUCAUAAUGGACAGUGUGUAUAGUGAUAUAUCAUUAUGGGCAGUGUGUAUAUAGUGAUAUAUCAUUAUGGGCAGUGUGUAUAGUAAUAUAUCAUUAUGGGCAGUGUGUAUAUAGUGAUAUAUCAUUGUGGGCAGUGUGUAUAGUAAUAUAUCAUUGUGGGCAGUGUGUAUAUAGUGAUAUAUCAUUAUGGGCAGUGUGUAUAUAGUGAUAGAUCAUUAUGGGCAGUGUGUAUAUAGUGAUAUAUCAUUAUGGGCAGUGUGUAUAUAGUGAUAUAUCAUUAUGAGCAGUGUGUAUAGUGACAUUAUAUUGACAGUGUGUGUAUAGUGACAAUAUUUUUUUUAUUUUUUAUUUUUGUUGUGCAGGUGAGUACAUAGCAAUGUCAACGCCACAACAGCGUAGUUAUACAUAAACUUAGGAUGUCCGUGGCAUGGUUAGUUAAGCACAUUUUUAUUUUAUAGAAGCUUCUGUGUCUAGUCUGCAGUGUCUCAGAUUUAGUAGCUGAGUUAAUGAGUGUAGUCAUACGUGUGUGCGGUGUGAUAGUGAGUUAGUUGAAGUGAGUAGCGUUGCGUGGGACAGAUAUGUAGCCUGAGGGGUCUAUUUUCUAGUAUGCAGGUAGUGGCUUGUCUGACUGUUAUAUCAUGGGUGAAAUAGUAACAAUAUAUUAUUCCUUUUUUAAUGUGGUGUAUAUAAUUUAUGACUGGCAACCUCAGUAGUAUAAUAUGGAAUAUGAAAAGAUCCCUUAUUUAUUUUAUUGGCUUGUAGUUUUUCAUACUCUAUUCAUUAAACUCAUUAAAAAGUCUAAUAUUAAUAAAAUUAUAGAAAUUAUUUAAUUUUUUUAACAUUUGGAGAGAAAAAAAAAAAAAGUCAUUUUCGGCUUAGGGCAUCUCGAAUUUUCCGUUCCGGCCCAGAAUUUUCACUUCGGUGCAUCCCUAGUUCACACACAGAGCAAGGUUAAGCCCGGACAUGCACAGAAGAGAUGUAUUUACUUAUGUGUAUAAUUUGCAAUAUUAUACACACUGAGAUUAUAUAUGUAAUCUUGGAUUUUCAAUAAAAAUAAAAUAGGAUGACAGUUUAUUUCGAUUACAAGUCAAUCUUGAAGGAGGAUAAUGCAUAUUUUUACCAUAACAGUAAAUCACUUUACUUUAUAAUGGUUUUUUUUUGAAGUGUUAAUAUGAUGACACAUCUUAGUUCAUCUUUAUUUGAAGAAAUUCAGUAAUAUAUGAUAAUGCAUAUAAUUGCUUCUGUAUGUAAAAAUGCAACUAAUUUUAGCUGCCUUUGUGUAUAGUUCUAGAAUGUAAAAGGGUUUAUUUUUUAUGGGUUUAUUCAGUAAUAAAAAAUAAAAAAAAUGUAGUGAUGGCAGACAAUUUGCUAAAUGUAGAUAUUAAUAACCUAUCUCCAUUUCAGACAAGGUGUAGAUUUUAUUUCAAGCUUGGCAAUAUCAGUGUAAUUUUAGCUCUUCGACUGUCAACUUCCCCAGCCUUCAUGGUGUAGUGAAUACGUAUUUUGAAGUGAGAACUACGUUAUGUUUAAAUGCUCCCAUGAUACUCCAUUCCCAAGUAGAGAUCUCAUAUGUUUAUAUUGGUGAAAUGUUUUCAAGUAUGUGUUCUCAAGACUCCGUCUACAGUCCAAGAGCACUGCAGAAUAUAAAUGUACCACGCAAAAAGAAAAAUAAGAGUUUGGAUUCAGCAUAUUGUAAUGAUACUUAGCAAUGACAUGGCCUCCAACAAUUUCCUUUAAAAAAUUGUUAUGGCAGACUAUGCUUGUUUUAGUGCUGGCAACGAUUUGUUCCUCUAGCAGCAGUGUACUAUGGCAUCCAUUUUUGGGCAGUUUUGAUAAGAAUGGCAAUGUACCGUACAUAAUUACAUAGGGAGCUGUAUAUAAAUUGCAAAAAUUGCCAAACUGAAAAAAUAUCAGAGUUAACGAAUUCUACCAAUGCAGCUAUUUAGCCUAGGAUUCCACAAGUACAAUGAGGCUACAGGCACAUUGUAACAACAGUCAAUAUUUAAUUUAUUAUUUUGCAGAUUGUGCGUGAAUAUGAACGCGCAGUUAUUUUCCGCCUGGGACGCCUCCUGCCAGGACGAGCAAAGGGACCAGGUAAUAAACAUGUACUGUUUCUCAAGUAAUAAAUCUAUUUUAUCUUGACGUUGAUGCAAUGAAAAUGUUGGAUUAUGAGCCAGCAUGCACAGUGCAAAUGAAUAACUAAUGCCAUGGUUUAACAAUGUGUAGUCUUACUCUAAACGUAAUAAUAAUAUAUUGCAGUGCAUGUAAUAACCGUUCAAGAAAUAAUGACCGGUUUAUGUCUGUGCCAUAAAUAUGUAUAUAAUUCCCUUGUCGCCAAGGAAGCGGUAAGUGUGUGCUUCGGCAGUGGUUGCACUCACAAAUAAUAAAGAAUUGAGUGCUGGGGGGAAUAAAAAACACUUAACUGGGUAAUGAAAAUUUAAUUAACCUGUUAAUCCACAUACCUUUUUUUUCUGUGCCAUAUUUCAUAGCAUACAAAGUUAAGUAAUCCUAAGAGACAAUAUAGACGGGAAAUAAAAUCUAUGUUUCCCUCAAACGAUGCGGUGUGAGUGUGAUAUAUAAUUUUGGAUAUAUGCCUCAGAGCAAUAGGAUUCCUUAAAUUAUUAUUAAUAUUAAAGUUAAGAUGGAGAAAUUACCUUUGAUUUUAACAGUACCCCACAGCGUGAAUUCUAGAUGGGACUAAACAUGAAUAAUUUUAAAAAUCAUCCAUGUGAAAUUUUUAAAUGGGGAACUAAAUCAAAUUUAGAUUUUGAUUCAAACGUUAAAAAAAAAAAUUUCCCCCUCAAUUCAUCAAAUCAAAAUUGAUGAUGUUGUAGAAAGGUAGCUCAGGAGUUUCACCAUCAUGUUUCAAGUGAGGUUGUUUAAAGUAAACAUGUCACGACAGAUUUAGGAUUGCAGUUUUCAUUUUUUUAAACUGAAAUUCUUUUUUUUUUUUUUUUUUAAAUACAUGGCAAACAAUUCAUAUUGUCAUAUUGUACAGUAUGGGUGUCCAACCCACGCUCGGGACCGCUAGCAGUGCGGCCCAGUUGCUGCCCACACUGCCGGGCAGAGGGAGGCAGGGGGUCCAAUCAGUGGGCAGCAGGAGGAGGAGUUCAGAAGUGCGCAGUAAGGCACUGUGCAUAUGCUCCGCCCUGUUUGUGCUGAGCAGUGUUUUCCGACACAAUGUGCGGACGGUGGUUGUCUGGAUCAACAGGGUGCAGUUGUGUUUUUUUUGUGUGUGCAAGGGUCUUGAGAGGGAGUAAGGUUUUUUUGUGAAUGGGUUUGUAGGGGGACAGAGGUUCUUUGCAGAGGUGGGGGCAGGAGUUUUGUGAAUGGGCGUACAGGAGGUCUGUUGGAGGUGGGCAAAGGUCUUGUAGAGGGGGUGAGCAGAGGUUUAUUGUAGAGGGGUGGGCUAUGUAUUGGUUUUUGUAGAAGGAUGCAGGGGAUUUGUAGAAGGGGGACUGGGCAGGGGUUAUAGAGGGGGAAGGUGUUUUGUAGAAGGGGUGUGGGGAGAUUAGAAGGGGGUCCGGGCAGGGUGUUGUAGUAGGCAAUGAAAAAGAAAAAUUAGGGGGAGGGGAGGGGGGGAGGGGAAGAGAGGGUGUUUUUUUACAUUUGAAUUGGGGGAGGGGGUGCCAAAAGCUCUAUGUAUGCCGCUGAGCCCAUUACAUUCUGUGCUCCUCCUGAGCUGUCUGCUGGUAUAUGACAUCAUCCUGGCAUCACUGCUGGGCGCGCGAGGGACCUGUGCAUGAAGAGCACAGAAGUCCCAAGCUCCAGCCGAGCAGCAACCACUGGCCAACAGUUAGAGGAUCCACUCCAGCGCUCCGAGAGAACGUUAGGGAGGCUGGGUAGACCUCUUUAGUAUUAAAUGUGUGUGCAUGUCAUUUUUGUGUAUGUUUUGUCAGUGAUUGGCUGUGUGUGGGAGGGGGUGUGCAGGGAUCUGUGGACAUGUCUGUGAUUGUGUGUGUACGUGUCUGAUUGUGUUUGUGUGUAUGUGUGUGGAUCUGUGAUUAUGUUUGUAUGCGAUUUUGUGUGUGUGUAAGUAUGUGAUUGUGUAUAUAGAUAUGUGAUUGCGGGUGGGUAUAUCUGUGUAUGUGUGUGGGGGUCUGUGAUUGAUUGUGUAUGUAUGUAUGUGCGUAUCGGUCUGUGAUUAUGUGUGUGUGUGUAUCUGGGGUUAUGUGUGCAUAUGUAUACACAUGUGUGUUUAGUAGAUCGCUCCCUAAUUUGAUAUCCUUAAAUAUGCCAAUCCCACACAAGGAUAACAAAUAAGGGAGUUAUCUACAAAACAAAUAAAAUAUAAAAAUUAAAAAAAGGGAUUUUUAUAGAUAUUAAUAUACAUCAUCUAUAAUCCAUAUUAUUCAUUUGAUGUGUGGCCCAAGACAAUUCCUCUGCGCUCAAUGCGGCCCAGGGAAGUCAAAAGGUUGGACACCCAUGUUGUACAUCUGAACAUAAAUUUUAACACAAAAUCAAAUAUUAAUUUUAAACUUAAACUUUGCAUCUUGUUAUUUUCUUCUUUUUUUUUUUUACCCUUUCUCUUUUCCCCUUUCCCUCUUUUUCCCUUAUUACAACCCAUUCUUUAGUCUACCAAUGUUUUUACCAUUUACAAUGCCAGUCUCGGCCAUAUCCCCGUUAGCUCCUAACCUCCUAUCAGAACAUACCCCCCAGAUUUUCAGGAAUACCAUUGUCGUUAGCUUGAUGUGCCAUAUAUUCCAUCUGGCAGGUAUAUUGUAACAUAUCUGACAAAGUUUUUAUAUUUGGAAUCUUUUUGCUUUCCAGUUUUUGGCAAUAAAAGCUUUCAAUGUCAGAAAAAGAAAAAAGAUAUUACCUUUUUUUAUGUAAACUUAUCGUGGUUAGGAAAUUAUUCAAGAUCGCCACUUCCAUUAGAAAAGGAAUCUUAAGAUUUAUUUUAGAUUCAAUGAAAUCACAUAACAUUCUCCAGAUCGGAGUAAUUUCCCUGCAUGACCACCAUAUAUAUAGGAGUCAACAUUCCAAUCUAGACGUUAUAAUAGGCAUUUAAUCCAAGUAGUCAACGUUUCAGUUCACAAGUGUGAAUGCCUAUUUUUUUCAUGCUGAAGUCCUUGAGUGCUGGCUUUCUUUUUGGAGACAGUAUUUAUGUGCAGCUGAGCACCGGGCCAAGAUCUGAAGGAGAGCUGGAGUGCAAAACUCCCAUCGUAUUGUAGCCGUUAUAAUUAGUGAUGUCCCGAACGGUUCGCCGCGGACUCAUCAUUGAGUAAACUUUGACCCUGUACCUCACAGUCAGCAGACACAUUCCAGCCAAUCAGCUGCAGACCCUCCCGCCUCCUGGACAGCUCACUAAGAAUGCAGCUUCACAAUGAAUGUAAAAUGGAUGCUGUCCAGGAGGUGGGAGGGUCUGGGAGGGAGGGUCUGCUGCUGAUUGGCUGGAAUGUGUCUGCUGACUGUGAGGUACAGGGUCAAAGUUUACUCAAUGAUGAGUCCACGGCAAACCGUUCAGGACAUCACUAGUUAUAAUAUAUAUGUGAUAAACGGACUGGAGUUAGAUACCACCUUAUUAAUUUUGUAAGAAAGUUUCACAUGGUUUGUUAAGCGUGAAAUGUUAGCGGUAAGGGGGGCGGAGUCUGACCGCCAAGCUGAACAGACGUGCGGGGAAAGAGCGCCUGUCGGGCGGGCAGGAAAUAAGGCAAUACCGGCAGCUACACAGCCCAAAGACCCACCAGGGUGCACUACCCACGUCAGGGGUGCAUCACAGAAUUGAUGACACAUCCCCCCGGUGGGAGACAUCCCGGUCCUCUCUAGACAAGCGGGCUGAAGCUGAAAGCGAGUGAUCGCGGCUAUAGAACUGGCAGAGGCACGAGUCAGCCGGAGCAUAUCCAAGACGGCUGCCCAACAAGGGCCAAAGAGAGGGGACACGAGCAACCAUUUACACCCUCACCCCUCAAGCCAUAGACUGUCUCUGCUCGAACUUCUACAUGACACUAUGCGACAGGGGAGUACCCUACCUUCAAGCGGCACGGGUGGUGGCCUCGUGGAUCCGGCACUGCAGGCCUUUAAAGCGGUCAUCCGACCACGUAAGCAUCGACAACCGCAACGGCGGGAAGCAGACUUCACUGUCCUGGCCACACGCACCCGCUCCCACAUACGUGGAAAUGAGACCGCCAGGCAACCCCAAAAUCCCAGCAACAUACCCGAGCACAGCAUCUCAGACCAGCAAGCCACCACGCGGCAAUCCAGGGCUGCAGCUGAACAUCACGCCGCGGCCCGGGAGACAACCAAGCAACAUCAAGCCGGAGAUGGACCCAUACCUGGGGAAUCCAUGCCGGUCAAUGAGACUGUCUCCCCAACAUGACCCACGUGCGGGUUCGGCUGACUCUGGGCUAGCCCGGUACCACUUCAUUGGGCACUGCAGACUCUCCUGACCCAAGAUGAGAAACAAGUUGUUAAUAUAAGUUGUUAAAAUAUGUUUUAAUAUGCCAUACAAACACCCUUUGUCUACCAGCUUAGUGCCUAAGGGCAUCUCUCGUGUCCCACAUGACACCCAAAGCUAGCGAGUUACUCACCACUCUCUAACUCUCACUGACACCCACAACUCUUAGCCUACUACAGGUACACUCUACAACCACUCCUGAAUUUUAAUGUUAUAGCACUCUUAUACCUAUAUGACAAAUUAUGUGACCCAAGCGGGUCUCACUCGCUGACAAAAAUCUGUUAACAUACUUAAGCUUACUUUGAUACUAACUGUUGACCAAUAUAAUAUAAAAAUGUGCAUGUCCAAUCUCUCACCCCAAAUGUAAAGUUUGACCAGUCGCUAGAGGAUUGCCGUUGGGGUACCUCGAACCAGAAUGUACUUAUCGUAUGCACUGCAAAAAUAAAAAAUAAAAACAUUUUUUAGUGUUAAAACGUACUAAGGAGAUCCAUUCUUCCGCCUUAAAUGGCCUACCUAUCUCUUUUUUUCUCAGCCUUUUCUAUAUGUGGGAUUGGCAGGGUAUGUAGCUGCAAUUAUAUUAUAGUAGCAUAUAGACGAUUUCCUUCCUUUUGGAGCUUGUGUAACAAUUUAAGGAAUUAUCUAACUCCAGCUCAAAGGAUAGGUUUAAAGUAACAAAAUAGUGUCUUAAAUAUUUAUAGAAAUCUUUAUGGUGGAUAUUAUAUUUCGGAAAAUGUCAGUAUCACAUCUCCAUUAAAUAUUUUUUUCUAUCUUGUCAAUCCCAUCUAACUCACAUUCUGAAAGAUCUAGAUCCAAGAUAAUCGUUUCCAAUGUUCCUUACGGGGCAUAUCGUGAUACUAGUCGGAGUUACAGUAGUUUCUGCUGUAAUUUUGCCCAUAUUUCCAGACAAUAAAUUGUUGUCUAUAAUAUAUAUUUUUGACAAAUGUAAUUUGUUUGGUGACCAGAGCAGUUGAGGCACUCUGCCUUUGCUCAGAUAGGAGUCUUCUGUAUCUACCCAUGCUAUUGACCCUUUUUCUGAGCAAAAUAGUAGCGAUUGAGCUAAAGAAGUUGCAACAGAGUAGUGUAUUAGGUUAUGUACUCCUAAUCCACCUUCCUUUUUGGUUUUCCAAAGUGUUGCUAUGGGUAUUCUUGUUUUUUUUUGUUAUUCGCAUGUACAAAUUGUAUUAUAAAUUUUUGUAUAUCUUUUAAUAUAAAAGAGUAGGGUAGAGGAGGGGGAUAGUUUGGAAUAAAUGCAAGAACUUUGGCAAGAUCAUCAUCUUAACGGACGCAAUACGGCCAAUCCAUGAUAUAAUAUACUUUCCCCAAUUUACAAGCUCUUUUAAUUUCCCCCAAAUACAUUUCAGGUUUAAAGUUGACAAAAGAGAUAGGUCUGCAUAUAAACGGAUACCUAAAUACUGAAUGUAUGUUGAUCUCCAAUCCAUUUUACAAUUUUAUUUUUUAAAGUUAGAUAUUUGAUGAUCAUUGAUAUUCAAUGGGAGAACUUGCGUUUUUUGAUUAUUAACCCUAUGGUACGAAACCUUACAAUAUUGCAUAAGAUUUUUUUGUAAGUAUUUUAUAGAUUGAUUGGGAUGCUAGUUAGUCAGUCAUCUGCAAAAAGUAUUAGUUUUUGUUGAGCCAUAUUAAAAAUGCAGAUUCCAGUUAUAUUUAUUUCUGUUCGAACUGCAAUUGCCAAAGGCUCCAGAGUCAGAGUUUAUAAGAUAGGAGAUAAGGGACAACCCUGUCCCUGUCUACAUCCAUUACUUAUCCCACAAUAAUAUGAUCUAGAUACUGAUAAAAGUACAGAAGCCGUGGGUUUUGAAUAUAAUGCUUUUAUAGCUUUUAUAAGUCCUAUUUGUAAACCAUAUUUCAUUAAAGUUUGGAACAAAAAAUCCCAAUGUAAGCUGUCGAGUGCCUUCUCAGCAUCAAGUGACAUGAGAAGGCAUUCGACCUUACCACUUUCCACCUCAGCUAUCAAAUUUAUUAUUUUUCUGGUUGCAUCUGAGGCUUGUCGACUUUUAUAAAGCCAACUUGGUCGUUUUUAUAAGGUGAAGCAAUAGAGGAGAGAUUCUGGCUGCCAUCAUCUUUGCAUAGAUUUUGUAAUCUGUAUUAAGAAGUAAGAUAAGGCGCAAAUUGUUGCACUACUUGGGGGUUUUCCCCGGUUUUGGCAGUGCAACAAUAUGUGCUUCUAAGAUCUCCUUUGGGAUUAUUUCUGAAGACAUACAUGAAUUCAAAAGUAAUAACAGAUUAGCUUUCAAAUUAUUAAAGUGUUGCUUAUAGUAUAAAGUUCCAAACCCAUCUGGACCCAGUGAUCUUCCCUGUGGCAUAGUUUUAAUAGCUUGUAAAAGCUCUCCUUCUGUAAUUGGCUCUUGUAAGGCCUGAGUUUCAUUAAUUAAUUAAUUUGAAUAUUAGAAAGAUAGAGAUUUUUUUUUUUUUUUUUUAGAGAUCGGUUGGUAUGUUUCAGGACAGUCUUUUAUAUUAUAGAGAGAUUAAUAAUAUUUUGAACAUUCCGACAUAACUUGUAUGUCGUAAAUCCUUUCUCCUUUCUCAUUCGUCAAAAAGAGUAUAGAAGUAGCCGCCUGUUUCUUUAGUUUAUUUGCUAAUAAGAAAGUUUAUUGCCAUUUGUAUAAAAUUAUUUUAACAGUUUCAUAUAUUCUGUUUUCUCUAGUUCGUCUUUGUUCUAAUUGAUUGUAUUUUUUUGUAUCAAGUUUUCUGAAGGUCUAAUUUAAUAUAAUUUUUAAAGUUCUAUUAGUUGGAUUUUUAAGUCCAUUAGCGCUUUCUUUUUUGUUUAGCUAUAUAUGAUGCAUGGGAUAUAAAUUUAUCUUGAAUAACUGCUUUGUGAGCUAACCACAAACCUUCUAAGCCAAUAAUCGGGGGUAUCGUUUACAACAAAAUAUUUGUUCAAUGCAUUAACAAUUAAGUUUCUAGUCUCUGGCCAUUGGAGUAUUUUAUUAUUCAUCUUACAAAAAAGGUCUUAAUUUUUUGGUCAAAGAUAAUUUUAACAGAAUUGGGCUGUGAUCGGACCAUGUUAGUGGUCCUACUGUUAUACUGAAAUUAUAGAGAACAGAGCGAUUGACAAAAUAAUCUAAGAGUGUAUAUAUAUAUAUAUAUAUAUAUUUUUUUUUUUUUAUGUACAUGAGAGUAAUAAGAGUAGUCACGCAAGCCUGGGGUUAAAACCCUCCAUGCAUCAAGAAGGGGUUUUUUUGACAAUCUUUACUUUUCAGAAAAAAUAAUGUAACAUUAGUCAGUCUGGAAAAGAACAUUUAGUCCGAAUGAACAACUUAGUGCAGAUUAGGUUUUGCUCCAGCAGCAACAUUGACCCGUCUGUGGGUUUUCUCUGUUGAACCCUCUAUCAUGUCUAGUGCCUACAGGUACUUAGCGCUCUUACGAAGCUAGGAUUGAGUCCCGGGUCUUUGCAGCGUCUGCCGUCUCGGGCUCUGUCUGAUUUAGACUGCGAUUCUAACUGUCCGUGUAUCAUACGCUGUCCCUGGGAUACUUUCCCGGUUUCUUUCGUAGCCGUCAAGGGUUAUUUCUUAGGUGUACUACGCUACUUAGGAUGCUAUGUGUACAAUUGGACCCGGUUAUUUAAUUCACGGUUCCCCGGUUUGGAUCUAUCGACCUAAGCCGAAUCUUCCCCAUUGCAUACUGUGGUGCUAACUGACGUGCUGGUCGUAUGGGAGGUUGCCUGUGUGUCUCAGGUACAGAAUGGGUAUCCGUACAACUUGGAGGCAGUCUAACAACUGUAGGUGCGGUGCUCAGGGUAAGUUGCGUGAGCUUUGGGGUGUUAACGUUUGUCUGGGGUCUAGUGAUCCCGUGUCUCAAACCUGUCUCUGUGCUACCGGCUGAGUCAAGUUGUCCGUCCUGGAUUGCACCAGGUCCAGGUGGGGCGGGUAGGUUGUCCAGGUGUGUGUUAAGUCUUUCAGGUGUCAGUUUUGGUCGUGGGGGGACCUGUCUGUUGUCUGUGUGUGGUUUUUGGAUAGGUUGCGUCUGUGCCUAUGGGGUGUAAGGUGCUUGUCGUGAUGUUCUGCGCGUUUCAGCUAAGUUGGCUCGGGGGCCACAGUUCUAUCCGCCACGUAUGUGGUCCAUGGAUACCAGGUCAAUGCACACCGCUCCGGUCUCCCGUGAAGGUCAGCCAUCAGGGUUUCCAUUGAGUGUAUGUCCUCCACUGCCGCCACCCAUUGCCCCAAGGUGGGCGCUCUUGGCUGUUUCCACGUCCUCGGGAUGAGGGAUUUGGCGGCAUUGAGCAGCGGCAGCUCUAGGGAUUUUUUGUAUGCUUUCAGAGGGCUUCGGGUGUGGUGCUGUAGCAUCGGUAAGGGUGCCAGGGGUAUAUCGGCGCCUGUGAUUUUGUUGAUCUCUCCUCUAAUUUGUUCCCAGAAAGGGGUAAUUACCGGGCAUGACCACCACAUGUGGAUAUAAGUGCCAGGUUGUGUGCCACAUCGCCAGCAUAUGUCUGACGUGGUAUCGUGCAUGCGGUGCAGUGCGUCGGGCGUUCUGUACCAGCGUGUUAGCACUUUAUAGUUUAAUUCCUGAAAUUUCGAGCUAAUAGAGCAUUUGUGCGUAAGGGUGUAAAUCUUGUCCCAUUCUUGUGCAGUGAGUGUCUCUCCCGCAUCCCUCUCCCAGUGGUCCUUGAACCUAAGCUCCACGUCCCUGUUCGUCCGGGUCGAGAGUAGUGUGUACAGGGUUGAGAUACCCCUGGAGAUGUGUGUGCGGUGCACACAUAGGGUUUUGAAGUCAGUUAAGGGUCUGUGUAAGUGCCCCUUACCCGACAGGGAUGAGUAGUAUGAUUUUAUUUGGCGGUACCUGAACUGUUCUAGGAUUGUUGGUGUUCUGUUGGGGCAUAGUUCCCCGAGUGUUUUGAGACCGUUGGUGCUGAGCCACUGGUGUAUAUAUGACCAGUCCGUAGGUUGAAGUCCGGCUAAGUCACCGCGCGUUAGCGUGUCUGCCAAGUCCGGGUUAUGUAUGAUGGGGGGGUCAAGCGACUGGGUGAAGUGGUAAGUUAUAGGCAGUAUCGGGUUGCCAUCCAGACCCUCAGGGUGGCGUCUAUUAAGGGGUUUUGGGUUUGUAGGUCUGCGUAUGUGGCCGUGUAUAGCCAUAAUGUGGGGGUAUAUGCCCUCCAGACUGUUCUAAUUCCAUUGUGACCCAUUGUUUCGUGGGAUGUUGCGCAUGCCAGUCUGUGAACCUGUGUAAGUGUGCGGCCCGGUAGUACGUCUCUAUUGAGGGCAGGCCGGCUCCCCCCAACGGUUUUGGCAGUUCCAAAGUGGUUCUCUUGAUGCGUGUUGGGCGCGAGUUCCAGACAAAUCUGCGGAUGGCGGCCAUCAGGGAGCUAAAAAACGCCCUGGGGACCGAGAUCGGCACCGCCUGGAAUAAGAGCAGUCUGGGUAGUAGGUUCAUUUUGACUGCAUUAAUGCGUCCGAACCAAGAUAUAUAUUGAGGGGCCCAUUUUCCCGUGUCUGCCUGGAUCGUUUGUAGCAGCGGGUGGUAGUUUUGGUAGUACAGUUGGGCCAUGUCUUUAGGUAACCAUAUGCCCAGGUAUUUCAAUUUAGUGGGACACCACUUGAAGCGGAAUUGGGGCAUCAAGAAGGUUUUGUUCCUGCAUUAUGGUUCCAAAUCUCAUACUUCUUUUAUGAGCUGCUUUUUCUGCCUUAGGAGUUUGGAAAAAGUCUGGAUCCAUAAUAAAGUUAAAAUCUCCACAUAUAACCAAUCUAGUAUGUCUUUGUGUAGAAAUUUUCCGGAGUUCCCUUUCUAAUAUCUCAAAGGGGUUCUGUGGGAGUGAAUAAAUAUUAGCUAUUAAGAUUUUCUCAGUUUACAAUACGCUAUUAAAAUGACCAAAAGGGACUUCAAAGUGAAAUAAGAUUUGAAAAUGUAAAUUAUUUUUAAUGGACCACUUUAGUGCCAGGAAAACAAACUUGUUUUUCUGACACUAUGUAGUUCUUAAAUCCCCCCCCUCACCCUCAUGGCUCCCCUCCCCUGGCGCUGGGGGACUCUCCUCCUCCUGCCAACAUCAGCGCCCAUUGUAAAGCAUUACUCAAUGCUUUCCUAUGGACGCCAGCGUCUUCUCACUGUGAUUUUCACAGUGAGAAUCGCAGAAGCGGCCCCUAGUGGCUGUCAGUGAGAAACAGUUUCUCACUGACAGCCACUGCUGUUUUCAGCUGCAGGGUUAAAACUAGAGGGACCUGCCAUCCAGACCACUUAAUUGAGCAGAAGUGGUCUGGAUGCCUAUAGUGGUCCUUUAAAGAUCAUUGUAGUGCUAAAUUUUUUUAGUUCUGUUUGACGAAUGAAACAUGGUGGAAAAAAAAAUUAUUUUUGAAAUAAGGGACUUUCCCUUUAGCAGAAAUGGGUCUCAUAUUCUGCUGCUGUCUCCCAUAAUAGCCUGCGUUUAUGCGAAGUAUUGAGUCAGCAGGCAUUAAUUGACAAUAUGAAAAAAGCAAACGAACAAAGCCCAAUGCCUAAAUCAGGAGUAGAUAUUGACAUUCACACAUAAAUGGGAUAUUAUAUUAUAUAUAUAUAUAUAUAUAUAUAUAUAUAUAUAAAUAAUACAUUAAAAAAUACAAGAAACGAGGGGGUGGGGCCUGACUGGCAGGCUGAGCAGACGCAUGCAGGACGAGCUCCUGACCAAAGCCUGCAAACUAAGAAUUCUCCCGCAUGCUACCUCAGCCAAACCACCGCAAAACCAGCUUGGGAACACUCGGGAAACCCGAACGGUACCAAUCUCGAUGCUGUCCUGACUGGGGGGGGGUUAAUCCCGGUCCCAGGAGACCACACACCGCUCCUCCAUAGCGGCAAAGAGCUACUGCACGCGAGAGUCCCACGCGGCUCCAAAAAUGCAGCGCCCACAGGCGACACCCUCUUUGCCUCGACCCUGAGUAAGCUGGAUGAAAUACUGGGCGAAAAUAGAAGAGAGACAAAAGCAUGUACACACCUCGGAGGCAUCAGUGACUUGCAAACCUUAAACCCCCUCACCCCCCCCGACGCAAAGAAAACUGAGGCACCAGAGAACCCGACUACCUGCAAAGCAGAGGCCCUGGAGCCGAGGUACAACUAAGCACCCAGGGCCCAACAGCCAGAAGGUAAAACCUGCAGCCAACUGGGGCCCAGCUAGGGUGCAGAGACUAGGGACUUUGAACAGCCUACCUCCACAAAAUAGCACCAGCUACGCAGGUGAACUGCCUGAACACCUAUGCAACACAUGCCUCUCCACGGGGAAUAUACACCCGACAACCCAGCAAGCUCUCACUAAAUCAGGAAUCGGAUGAAAGGGCAAGAACUCAAGGAGGCAUUUACAUGUCUCACUUACCAAGCGGUGGACUCCUGUAUUCAGCGUAAUAUCAGUUUAAUCUUGCUUCAGACAUCUCCUCUUGUUUAUUUUUCUUUCGCCCAGCAUAGCACAAUUAAAUAUAAUAGCAUAGACCAGACAUACUGUAUCAGACAUAAAGAUAGGAGUGGUUAGCCAUGUUUUCUUAUGCACUGUACUAGCCUGACCGCUAACCUUAAUGUGACUACUGGGUGAAACACAUCUGUGAACCAAUCUACUGUUCUCCUUUGUUUUUAUAAGCUUAAGAUAUUAUCCUGUUUACAUAACUACGUUAAAAAAAAAAAAAAGUGUGAUGUCUUUAAUGCCAUAUGAUUAAGCGUGAAUACCAACCUGAUUGCACCAGCUAUUGUGGCAGUGCAAAUCCACAUGUUAAACCUCUGCACGAACAAAAUAAAGAAUUUAAAAAAAUAAAAAAAUACAAGGAACAGGGGUAGAUGUGCUAAGCAGUGAGUAUUAGAGAGUUGGUGCUGUACAAGAGAUAUUAUGUCUUGUAUACUCAAAAUACCAGCCUUGAUUGAUAUAGCAGAUAAAUGAUUAAGAACUCGGUCCAAAAGGUUUACAAUGUAUCAGUAUAAGUCCAAGCUGAGCAGGAAACCUCCUAUGGGCACAAAGUCUGGGAUCUCUUCUGCUUAUCUGUAAACACCAAUAAUAUACUGAGAUAGUUCAAUAGCCCAGAAAUGAUUAGCUUAAUGAAGUGGUCUGGGUGCCACGUCCCUCUGGGAUUAACCCCUGAUUAUAUAUAGGGGUUAAUCCUAGAGGGACGUGGCACCCAGACCACUUCAUUAAGCUGAAGUGGUCUGGGUGCCUAGAGUGGUCCUUUUAAGAGCUAAUCAUUUCUGGGCUAUUGAACUAUCUCAGUAUAUUAUUAACAUAAACACAGCAGUUUCAGAGAAACUGCUAUGUUUAUAAAUGGGUUAAUCCAGCCUCACAGUGGCAAAAUCCAAAAUCACAGUGAGAAGACGCCAGCGUCCAUAGGAUGCUUUCCUAGGAGACAGGCUGAAUGCGCGCGCAGCUCCUGCCGCGAAUGCGCAUUCAGCCGAAGAGGAGGAGAGCUCUCCGCCCGGCGCUGGAGAAAGAGGUAAGAUUUAACCCUUUCCUCUCCCCAGAGCCCGGCGGGAGGGGGUCCCGGAGGGUGCCAGGAAAACGAGUAUGUUUUCCUGGCACUAUAGUGGUCCUUUAAGAAGGCCAAGUAUAAAAGUCCUUGCUAUCAAACAGCCAAGGAACUUGGCUAUUGAGCUACUCUAGUAACUAACUAGAAUCCAUGUAGAUAAUAAUCUGGUACACAAAAAUGGUAACCAGGUAAGAGGUAUAUAAGGAUCAGGUAUGAGGUAUAUAAGGAUCAACAGGACUACAAUGGUAUCUAAAAUAAUCACUUUAUUCCAAUGAAAGAGUAAAGGUAAAAUAUAUAAAAUGCAGACACACAAUUCUCUGGGUGCAGAUAUCACUUGAAAAUAUAAAGUAUAAAAUCAAAGUCAAUCACAAAGGGGUGUAGUGAGAUAUGCAGUGUAAAGUCUCUAUACGCUUUGUGCUGUGCCAGCAGCACAGACAGCUAGAGAGUCCGUGAUGCUGUUUUGGCUGUUGGACAAUUUGUUCAAGGUAAUUAAUGAAUAGCUUUUUUGAGUUCCGUACAGUAUAAAUAACGUAAGGCAUUUCAACUUAAAGAUAUACAUCUUAACAAUCCUCUUACGCCAAUGUUACUGUUAUUACGGUACGUUAUUCACUCAUAACAGGAUGCAAAAAAAAUAGACAUACUAAAUUUACACCAAUAAUCACAUACACAGAAAAAAUUAUGUGCAACUGUAUUAUAGUAGCAUUUGUGAGUAUCACCUCUGACCCUUUUAUUUUGGGUCCUUGAUUCUCAAUGUUUGGAAACUUAGGUAAUACCAUUUGUCUCCUUGAAGCAUUGGGUGAAUCAUAAUAUAAACUUAACCUAUAAAGUUACUCUAUGGUGUUAUUUCCUCUUUUUUUAUCCUUCUUUACCUUUCCUUAUCGCUUCCCAUUCACUUCCGAUACUUUUCCCCUCUUUUGCCCCACCUCUUCAUUACAUAUUUACAAGGCUGCUUCUGGUCAAAGGUGGUAAGUAAUGCACCAUUAAAAUUAUUACUCUUAACAGAAGGUGCAGAGGGAAGCUAGACAGGAAUAAGAGUAGUAAUCAAAGGCAGGCACAGGAGUGACUGGCACAGACCGUCUCGAGCUAAGGAGAGUCCACACUAGCACUCACAUACGCGGAGCAACCCCAGCAAUAUACCGAGAGAUGCUAGAGCAACAGGUAACGCAAGCAGAAUAAAUGGGGGAUGAGAGGAGAGGAUGCACUCUUGAUGAGCAUGCAUGGCCUGAUGUCUCCGGUUGAUCACAGGGAUAAGAACACAGAUGUAUAUGUUAGCUGACCCAGGUAUGAAGAUAGCUUAACAUGAUUUAACUUAUGUGGCACUAUGAUAACAUGACAUGCUUUUACAUAUGUAAAUGUAAUAUGUUUCAGCCAAGCAGCGGAUCUGCACAAAUCUAAGCACAAGAGGUCGCACAGGCUAUGUUGACAAUGUGCGUAUGGUAUUGCACUUUAACCUUGUCUUGCACGGUAACUAAGAUUUUCAAUAAAAAACAGACAUGAAAAAAAAUGAAAUUACCCUUAGUGAGAAAGAGAAAGGGGAGAAAAAAAUUGGGGGAAAAAAGAGAAAAGUUUAUGUCUUCCUCAUUCCUUCUUCCUUUUCAAUUUAUAUCUUCUCUGUUCUUCCCACUCCUGUGUCUCUUUAUCUUUUACUUUUCCUUCUUACAGUUUUUUAAGAGUAGAUCUUAAAUAACAUCGAGAGAUACCUCCGAAGGGCACAGGGUGCAUGCGGGCCGCCGAUACCGAUGACUACUCUGACUCCUCGGAGGAGAUGCUGCAGGGCAGAGGAGCGGUGGAUAUGCUGCACUCACUGCAGUCUUUUCGGGCCCCAGGGAGCUUGGGCUCGGCACGUGUGACAGUGGUCACACUGAAGGAGAUGCUGAACGAUCUCCAGAAAACACUACAGGCAGACAUGGCCUCGCUCCGGACUGACCUUACAGGCAUGAUCGGUAGGCUGACAACAGUGGAGACAGUGACCAAAAAUCACACCAAGUCCCUCGAUUCCUUAGGCACGGAGGUAAAAGCCCUAAAGCGACAGCAAGCUACUUUGGAGCAACGCUUCACACAUAUGGAGAAUGCCAGAAGCUGCACGAAUCUUAAAGUGCGUGGGCUCUCGGAGGAGAUACCUAAUUCGAAGCUCCCGCACUUCAUGAGAAGACUGGUGGAGUCCCUCCUGCAGCCCAAACAGACAAAAAACCUUACCUUUGAAGGAGUAUUUUGGAUUCCGAAACCAAGAGGAACCCUGGAAAAAGCCACUUGAGAGUAGUGGUACGGUUUCAAACCCUCAGGGACAAAAUGUUGGUACAAACCGCUCUGACAGGGGCUUCUACCCACGUCUUUGAAAACAUGAAACUCACAUUCUAUGCUGACCUCACAGGAGAGGCUAUGGAUAUGCAGUGGAGGAGGUCCCUACAACCAAUUACGAGCCUACUCAGAACCCAUGACAUUCGAUAUCAAUCACCGAGAAUACUCCAUGUACAAAGAGGAGAGGCAACCAACCCGGUACAAACCUUACAACAAACAGCUGACAUACUGGACACCCUGGGCCUCCCAAGGGACUCCUCAUUGACCACAACGAAGAGGACCUCUACAGCUCAGUUCCCACGAGAUUUGACACGGGCUACAUUGUCCAAACCAUCAAAGGCACGCUUCAAUAUCCCGGCAUUAGCCCCAACCUGAGGCACAGGGAUAGCUCCCUGGAUAACAAUAACAGAACACUAUCCUCUAACUACUAGACCUCCACCUGGACACUAAGUUAAAUAGUGCCUGGCACCCUGUAGUUUUUCCUGUUUUGGUUAUCUGACUAUGUUUCUCAUUGUUUUUCUUUUACGCAUACAAGUUGCAAAGCUAGGCUAUAUUUCUUCCUUCCACUUACCGACCAAGCGGAGGUAACCCGCAUACACAGCGGCUCAGAACCCUCCGCCUCUGCCCCCUCAUAACAACCAGGGGGAGCAACAGAGGCGAAACUAACCCCUAAGGCUACUAGCCUACCACAUAAUGAACCCGCACGGCCACUAAGAACUGAGUACAGGUAGGGACACUAGCACAUAGUUCCAGCAUUUAGCCCUCAGCGUGUUACACAUACAUUUUUCUGAUAGUCCCUACUAUUUGACACUCCCCGCAUCACACAGUAUAUAAUAAUUGGUCUUCUGACCUUCUACCAGGGGCCCCCAAAUUCACGUGCAUACACGCAGAAGGCUAUGCACCCCACGAAUAGGGAUACUUACCGAGCAACCGGGGAACACUCAGGUCACAGACCAUACACACAUGAUGGAACACCCACACUAGAGUAUUGCGAUUGCUUACACCCAUAAAAACCCCCAGCUCACCAGCCAGCCUAUUACCAGAUGUCAUGUAGACAAUGUUGUGUUCAACUGGAUAUUCUCUACCUGAAAAUGUUUUUCUCUCUUCUGGGCAGCACUUUAUUAUCAACCACUUUUAGUAUCUGAUCUUUUUCUCUUUUCUUCCUCCUUCCCCUUUUAACUUCUCUCUCCCCUUCUCUUCUCCCUUUCUGGGAAUUGCAAUGUGACCACCAUCUGCUGACUUUUGACACUGGCAUACCUAAGACCCGCCUCAGACUUUGCAACUCACUUCACUGACAAGAUCUCUACAAUCAGAGAAGAGAUCUCAGAUCUUUAUUCUUUCCAUUACAAUACUUCCCCUAACUUCAUUCCCUCUGCUGUUCUAUGUUCAUUCGCACCCGCUACAUUGGAAGAGGUUUCUGCUCUGCUCCAGUCCUCCCGCCCCACCACCUGCUCCCUAGAUCCAAUUCCCUCGCAUCUCAUCCGUACUCUGUCUUCUCUUUCUCCACCUCUCACUAAAAUUCUCAAUCUCUCUCUCUCCUCUGGUAUAUUUCCAUUGCCCUUCAAACAUGCAACUGUAACCCCAAUUCUAAAGAGGCCCAAUCUUGACCCUAACUCCCCAUCCAACUAUCAUCCUAUCUCGCUACUGCCUUUUGCAUCCAAGAUCCUUGAAAAAAAAAUUGUGUAUGCGAGAUUGACAGACUUCGAGUCCAACUCUCUGCUAGACCCGCUUCAGUCUGGUUUCCGCGCUGAGCACUCUGUGGAAACCGCACUGACCAAAGUAUCCAAUGAUCUACUCGCUGCAAAAUCUCGUGGUCACUACUCUAUCCUAAUUCUCCUUGACCUAUCUGCGGCUUUCGACACUGUUGAUCAUCAACAGCUUCUUCUCAUCCUCCACAAUAUCGGUCUACAGAUAUUGCUUUCUCCUGGUGCUCCUCCUACCUCUCCCAGCGCUCUUUCAGUGUUUCUUUCUCUGGCUCUGCUUCUUCUCCCCAACUCCUCUCUGUUGGUGUCCCCCAAGGUUCAGUCGUUGGUCCCCUACUGUUCUCCAUCUAUACUGCCUCCCAUGGUAAACUCAUUAGCUCCUUUGACUUCCAAUAUCACUUCUAUGCAGAUGAUACACAAAUCUACCUGUCUUCUCCUGAUCUCUCCCCGUCCCUCUUGACUAGUGUCUCUGACUGGAUGGCUUCCCACUUCCUUAAACUAAACUUGACCAAAACUGAAAUUCUGGUCUUUCCUCCCUCAAGUGUUGUUACUCCUGUGUCUGUCUCCCUCCAAGUCAACAAUGCUACCAUCAGCUCCACCAUGAAGGCUCGCUGCCUAGGUGUUCUCUUUGACUCCGACCUCUCCUUCAAGCCUCAUGUUCAAUCUAUUGCCAAAUCCCGUAAUUUCCAUCUCAAAAACAUUGCGCGCAUCCGCCCCUACUUAACGCCAGAUGCGACUAAGGUGUGGGUCCAUUCCACUGUCUUUCCUCGCCUUGACUACUGUAAUCCGCUUCUCAGUGGUCUUACGUGCUCCCAACUAGCGCCGUUACAGUCCAUAAUGAAUGCGGCGACGAGGCUCAUCUUUCUGUCCGCCCGCACCUCCCAUGCCUCACCCUUCUGUCAGUCCCUACAUCGGCUUCCUAUAAAAUACAGAGCUCAAUUUAAAAUUCUGGUUCUUGCUUUCAAAUCUCUACAUAAUGCUGCUCCCACCUAUCUAUCCUCCCUUAUACACAAGUAUGUCCCGUCUAGGCCCUUACGAUCUGCUGAAGACUUACGUCUAUCUUCUGUCCGUACUCCCACCUCUGAUGCUCGCCUUCAAGAUUUCUCGAGGGCUGCACCUUUCCUGUGGAACUCGCUUCCCUCCUCCGUUAGAUGCUCACCCAGUCUCCACUCCUUCAAAAAAUCGUUAAAAACCACUUCUUCAUAAAAGCGUAUCAAUUAAACUGUUAAUAGCUCCUGACUGAUUCAUCUUCUGCAACUGUCACUAGUCUAAUACUAUCCUUACAUUUUACCCCACCCCCUCUAGCAUGUAAGCUCAUUGAGCAGGGCCCUCAACCCCUCUGUUCCUGUGUGUCCAACUUGUCUGGUUACAACUACAUGUCUGUUCGUCCACCCAUUGUAAAGCGCUGCGGAAUUUGACGGCGCUCUAUAAAUAUCAUAAUAAUAAUAAUAAUUUAGGGGGAUCUCUUUUUUUUUUUUCUCUCUCUAGAAGAAAGCUGUAAGUUUUUCCCGAGUUUACCUCUCCUCUGCUUUAAGGUAGGGGAUUAACAGUAAUACAGUAAAAUGGAAACUGGUUAAUGAGUUGUUUACUCUCCAGGUUUUUUUUUUUAUCAGGUAUUCAGGAACAUAAAUCAGUUACGUAAAUAAGUAGCUUGUUAACUUAUUAACUCUAAAUAUCUUGAGGGAAAGUUAACCUUAUAGUUUUCAUAACUCACAGAUAUUGAUGUGUGUCUUCAUAGGGAAAGCGAGUGGAAUGAUCCUAGGCACCAAAUAUUACCUUGCAGUAUACUCCGUCAGCCUCACGCAGCGGUAUGAGCCACGCAGGGCUGCUGGAUACGCAAGAUCACUUUAUUUCCGGAGUCCACAGGGAAUAAUCCUAAGAGCCAGUAUGACAGCUCAAUGUCGGUAGCAGGUAUUACCUGCCUGAUUUUUUUUGUGUUCUGACCGUAGCAGUUCGUAAAGCCGCUAUCGCAGUGUAAAUCUCUUUUCCCCAGAUCAGAUCCACUCGUGCUACAGGACACUCCCUUGCCUCAACCGGCUUGCCGUAGGCUUCCGGCGUGCUACGUCAUCACGUCAGAAUUGCAGUUUUCUAAUCAUCUGGCUUGACUCAUUUUAUACAAUGAAGUGUUUCUUCCCUUAAUACUAAUAAAAGCUAUUUUUUUUUUUUUUUACAUUUAUGUUCACUACCCCUGUCUCCAGCUGAGAGCAUCAAGAUCAUGUAAGACACACCUCUCAUGCAUUCCCCGGUUUGGGAAUCACAAGCUUGCUCCCCAUAAUAGGUUAAAAGUCUGCUCCAUUUUCAGAAUGCCAGUUUAAAACUGCUGCAAUUAAUCGUUCCGGCUAGUUCUCUCCUCUCUCUGUAAUGCUGCUGCUUUCACACAGAGCCAGCCCUCCUCCAUACUUCUCCUUAUAGGCAUUACUUUCCAUUAGGCUGAAUUUAAACAGUAGAGACGCCCAGUGGAGGGCUUCCCUGAUAUCAGCAAUGCAGAGCACAUCCUUCUUAUGCACAGACUGGCCUGACUGAGGGGAGGACUGACACACACACACAGCCUGCAUGAAUAAAAUGGGGUUUCCGUUUCAGUCAGAUGAAAAGCCUAAAAGACCAGGUUAAUGUCCCUCUUCACUAGUGAUGGAGCAACCAAAUUUUUUUAAUUCGGUCAUAAAGGAUUUUUUUUUUUUUUUUUACACUUGGGAGAUGGGCCUAAUACUAAUAGGAACUCCUUGCUCAUUGUGCUAAGAGGGUUUUCAGUAAAUAAUAUUAAAGAAACUGUGAUUACAUCCAGACUGCCAAAAUCAAAUAACAUCACAACUGUUUAGUGAAACUGUAGGGCUCACAAGUACCGAACUGGAGCACUUAUUCUGAAGUCAUCAGGAACAAUUGAAACAAGCUGGAAUACCUUUAAUAUGGCCAGGUGACCUGCUUUUAUACAAUUUGGAGUCACAGUAAACACGCCCAUGACACUUCCAUAGAAAACAGGAUAAUCCCUCCACUAUGCCUGGGAGAUAGUUGAGUCAGGAAAUGUACAAAACUCAAUUAUAUCCAGGCACAAAAAAACACACAUUUCACAAAAGUACCUUAAAAUUACAUAAAAACACCACAAAGGUUAUAUCCCCUGAUAGCCCCGAUCUGGGUGACCAACAUAUCCAAAAAUCACCCAGAUCGGUUCAGGGAUUCAGGAAUUUCCUGGAAGUCUUAAUUUGACUUACCGCACACGAGCCACCUGCCCAAAACAGUUCCAUUGGAUCAGGGCUAGUGGUCGGUCUAGUUUGGUAGUUUAAAACCGAACAUAGUUAAUAUUCUGACCCUGGAACUUGUUCCCCUUGUUCGUGGGCACGUUUCCACCGAACAGUGUCUAAGUGUUGUAAAAGUGAACACAGGCAAUCAUGGAAGUCCAGCGGUGUUCAGGAGUUUCAGUGUCCAAAAAUAGUUCCAUGAACUUGACAACCAAACACCGCUGCCUGUGUUCACGCGAACAAGAUGGCCCCCCACCUCGUGGUCGUCCACAGGAAAUGCGGCUACCCAGACGAACACUUAGAACACUGCGGUGGAAAUUGCUACAAAGUAGCAAUUAGGCUUAUCAAGCUCCCAGGUGGUCUCAAGUUCGUACGGCUGUUCAUUUACCGAACCAUAUAGUCCAAAUACACAAAUGGAGACUUUUCAUUGUAUAUUACAGGGCCCAUAGUCUGUGUGUAGGUGACUGGCAAGCAAGCUCCUCCAAGAGCUCGUGGCAAACUCAUGAGGAGAGGGGAAUUUGUCACAGUCACAAAUGGAUAAACUUGGUCAAUGCCAGGACCUAUCAGAAUUCAAAAUUAUUGUCUGAACAUUAUUCAGAGUGGACCUGCAUUUGAUUCUGGACUGCCCAUGUUUAAGGGACCAGUCUGAUUUACUAAUGGAAAGUCAAAAGGUUAUCUUGAUGUUUCUUACUGUGUGAAGAGACAUAUCGUACAUACCUUAAUCACAAGUCUAAAUACAGACUGAAAGAAGCAACUGGGCUACUUUUAUUUGGUACAUAUUGAACAUCAGGGAUCUGACUCACAAUUUGGUUCUGGUGGGACCAGUCUGAUAUGUAGCUGGUACAGAUUUCUUCUUUAAUGGUACAAGUGAAAUAAAACUGAUACAAUAUGUUUACCUCGAUCCCUAGGUUCUGAUAGGGAAUAUACAUUAUACUAUUCUCUUCCUCAGGUCUCUUCUUUUAUCUUCCCUGUUUGGACAAGUGCCACAAAUUGGACUUGCGUCUGAAGACAUUUGAGGUUCCAUUUCAUCAGGUAAAUCCUCUAUGAACUUCAUGCUAUAUAUCCUCCACUAACACUUGUCUGUCUGCUUGUUUUUAUUUCUUUUCCUGAGUUGUUUUGUAUCUUCUCUAUAAAGAUUGUGACUAAGGACCUUAUAACAUUGGAGAUUGAUGCUGUCUGCUACUACCGAUUAGAAAACCCUUCUCUUUUCAUGACCAACGUGAGCACUAUAUCUACUGCUCUCCAACUCCUGGUCCAAACUACAAUGAAACGCCUUCUGGCACAUAAAGCAUUUUUGGAUAUCUUGUUGGAGAGAAAGACCAUUGGAGAAGAAGUAAAGGUCAGAGUCUAGGUUUUACCAGUGGAUUAUCUUUUAUGUGAUUAUGAUUACACAGGCUCAAACUACAUCCACAACAUUAGUAGAAAAAACUGUGGACAUAACCUUUAGUAGAUACACUGUACAAAUGUGAACAUUAGUUUCAUCUUGGAUAAAGUGGGGGUCAUUUCCAUCCUACACUUAUGGGGAGAGGUACAAUCAUCUUAUUAUAGAAGGUAUAAUCAUAUUAUUUAAUCAUUUCACACACACACACAUUUAGGGGGUUAAGCAAUCCCAAUGAAGUUGUUAUGGUGUCCAGAGUGUUCCUUUAAUAGUUUUACACCCAUGGGUAAAAUGCUCAGCAGUAAUUUUGAAGGGGGCAUGAUCUGUGUCAAAGAUUCAGGUAGCAAUAACCGCACUAUUUAGACACCAUAUCUGUUGUGACAUAUUUGCUUUGUUGUAGGUGGCAUUGGAUGCAGUGACUUGUAACUGGGGGAUCAAAAUGGAGAGAGCUGAAAUGUAGGUAUGAUAAGUAAUAAAGUGUGUAAGGCACCACCUUUUUUAAUAAAUAGAAUAUGCAGUUAACCUAAUUGCCAUUCUAUUUAAUAACUAGAAUAUGCGGUUAGUAUAACACAACCCUCAUUGUCUUUCUUUAACCCCUUAAGGACUAAACUUCUGGAAUAAAAGGGAAUCAUGACACGUCACACAUGUCAUGUGUCCUUAAGGGGUUAAUGAUCUAUAGCAGGGGUGUAAAACUGUGGCAACACAACUCCCUCAAUAUUAUGCCAGACAGGGCUAGUAUGCAUUUUUGUAAAAUGUAGUUAGACUAGUUAGAAUAUAGCUAUUCCAUAUGGAAAACAACCAUUUAAGCCAUUUAAUUAACCAUGUUUAUAAAAGAUGCACUGUGCUUCAUAAAACUUUUGUUUACACAGCAGGUUUUAGAUGACAUGGGGAUGGAGCCACACAAUGUGACUACGCAUUUUAGUGAACUUCCUGCUCAAUUCAGUAAAGUCCCCUCUAAGACUUGCUGUGCUAAUUAACACAUUCAUUACAUGCAUUACUGCAUGGCUCUAUCAGUGACCUGCCAUGGAUUCAGCCCUACCUCUCUCUUGCUGUCUUUGCAGUAAGGACGUGAAACUCCCUGAGGAGGUUAAACAGUCACUGGCCGUGGAGGCAGAAGCCCAGAGACAAGCCAAAGUGAAGGUAGGACCAAAGGGAACCUCCAAACAUAGUGUGUAUCGCUCCGCAUGCUCAGAGCGUGAACACGUCAUAUUAUUGUAGGGCACAUUCACAUUGCUCACCCCUUCCCAUGAACACCCGCUUACUCACAAUGGCGGACGACCUGCUCCGGCCUCAGGCAAACACCACCACGGCCCUCCGCGGUGCCGCCCUCGAGUCAGUUGGGAUCCUUCCGCUGCUGUAGAUCCGUGAAGGCGGACAGGCGGCGGCGCACGUCGGCAUGACGUUGCGCGCCUCCGCGUGUUUCAACAUUCCUCCUCCCCCUGCUCCUCCACAUUACCGCAGUAUAGUGCGACCCUGCUCCCCCACAUUACCGCAGUAUAGUGCGGCCCCACUAUUAGAAUGUAUGGUGGAGGUGGGGGGUGACAGUCAUGUUAUCUCCAAGUCACAAUAAUUCUGUAAUAAGAAAUGUUUGUAGCUUUAAACCUACAGAAAUAUUUAGUUUAUAGCAGUAUUUAGUUGUUGGGGUUUUUUUUUAGGUUGGUAGCUGGUCACAUCUCAGUAAAUUUCCCCUCAGCCUACCUAAUUCAACACAUGGUACUUAUGGCUCAACUGACACAGCUAACAGAAUGAACAGGCAAAAUUGGCAAGGGGAUUAAACAUAGAAACAUAGAAUGUGAUGGCAGAUAAGAACCAUUCGGCCCAUCUAGUCUGCCCAAUUUUCUAAAUACUUUCAUUAGUCGCUAGCCUUAUCUUAUAGUUAGGAUAGCCUUAUGCCUAUCCCAUGCAUGCUUAAACUCCUUUACUGUGUUAACCUCUACCACUUCAAAUGGAAGGCUAUUCCAUGCAUCCACUACCCUCUCAGUAAAGUAAUACUUCCUGAUAUUUUUAAACCUUUGUCUCUCUAAUUUAAGACUAUGUCCUCUUGUUGUUAUAGUCUCCUCCUUUACUGUGUUGAUUCCCUUUAUAUAUUUAAAUGUUUCUAUCAUAUCCCCCCUGUCUCGUCUUUCCUGCAGGUGUAUGUGCUAUGUGUUACAAUCUAUUACAUAUUAGCCAAGUACCUAAUUUGGUAACUGAUUUUACUAUGAUCUGCUCCCAGUUCCAGUAACUCUGGAUAUCUCAAUAUACCAACAGAGGAUGUGUACUGUUCUAGAAUACUCUAGCAAUCACUGGUAAGAGAAGGAGAAGAGGUAGUCUUGUAUGGCCCCAGCUAUCCACUUUACCAAAAAAAAGUUGCUCUGUCACAUUCCAACAACUGAGAAAUCAAAUUUAAUUCUGCUCAGUCAGCGGGGAUGCAGUAGGGCCCCAAAUUUUCCAACAUUUAAAAACUAAUUUAAGAUGGUGAUUCCAACAUUGUCCUCUAAGUGACCGCUCAUUCUCGUAUUGCUUCGAGCACCAAGAAAUUACUCAUUUAUACCAUGAUUUGCUGUGCAUGCUUUACAACAGACUAGGGAUGUCCAUGGGAAAAAUGUUCGGUUCGGCAUUCCGAAAUUGGGGACCUCAGCACCUCGGGAAAGUGUAGGGUUAGGUUAGGGGUAGGGUUAAUGUUACCCUAACCCUACCUCCAACCACUAACCCUACCUCUACCCCAACCCUCUCUUGUUUUUCCACUUUUCAGAAAUCUGAAGCACUUCAGAAAUUUGGUUCUGCAUUCUGAAAUUCGGCAAUUAGAAUGUACGAAUUUCAUCUGAAUUUGCAUUGAUGCCAAACGAAUUGCACAAGUCUACAACAGACAGAUUCACAGGCCAUAUGUAAGGAGAUCAUGUAUCUCCAUAAUGAAACUGCAAGAUACACACCGAGGUUUACAUAAAGAGCAGUUGUGGAACAUAUUGUUAACACUGGAGCAAUGAACAUAGAAAAGAACAAAAUGUCCUAAUUUAUUUCUACACUUUUAGAAGGUCUCCGCAUUUCUGUCCUGUAUAACUUCCAAAGUCUCCCUCAUUCAGCCUCUCUAAUUGUCCCUAGUUAUUGACUUAAAGGACCACUAUAGUGCCAGGAAAACAUACUCGUUUUCCUGGCACUAUAGUGCCCUGAGGGUGCCCCCACCCUCAGGGUCCCCCUCCCGCCCGGCUAUGGAAAGGGGAAAGGGGUUAAAACUUACCUUUUUCCAGCGCUGGGCGGGAGCUCUCCUCCUCCCAUCCUCCUCUUCUCUCCCCGUCGGCUGAAUGCGCACGCGCGGCAAGAGCUGCGCGCGCAUUCAGCCGGUCACAUAGGAAAGCAUUCAUAAUGCUUUCCUAUGGACGCUGGCGUGCUCUCACUGUGAAAAUCACAGUGAGAAGCACGCAAGCGCCUCUAGCGGCUGUCAAUGAGACAGCCGCUAGAGGAAAUAGGGGAAGGCUUAACCCAUUCAUAAACAUAGUAGUUUCUCUGAAACUGCUAUGUUUAUGAAAAAAUGGGUUAACCCUAGAAGGACCAGGCACCCAGACCACUUCAUUAAGCUGAAGUGGUCUGGGUGCCUAGAGUGGUCCUUUAACUUCCUCUGAAGAUCGGUAUCCUUAGUCAUUAAAGGAUAUCUAAAAUCGAGCACAUCAUUUGGGUAGAUAUAUGAAUUUUGUGGAUGGAAGUUGUUCAACACUUGAGUACAAGAAACAAGAAUAGGGUGGCAUAGAUUUAACCCCUUAAGGACACAUGUCAUGAUUCACUUUUAUUCCAGAGGUUUGGUCCUUAAGGGGUUAAACUAAAUAGUUCUACAUUGGAUAUUAGGAACAAAGCAUAGGGUAGGGUACGAAAUCCCAAAACACUCAACUAAGCUUGUUUAUUAAAUGAGCAGUGGUUGCUUAAUAUCACUCACUAACUCAGUCACUAACAGACACACACAGUCACUAACAGACACACACUCAUUAAGAGACACAUAUACUAACACAUUCUCUAACAGACACACACACAUUAACACACUCACUUACAGACACACACAUACUAACACAUUCACUAACAGACACACAUAUAGUAACACACUCACUAACAGACACAGACACAAACACACUCACAUUUAAAAAAAAAAAAUUGGGAAGUGCUGGGGUGGAUUCUCACUUUCCCUGGGGUCCAGUGGGGUUGCCAGUCGGUCGGUCACUGCAAUCGGCGAGGGAGCAUUGAUCCUCCUAUUCAGCUCCCUUGCGCGUCGCGUAGUGAUGCUGGGGCUGGAGUGAUGUCAUAUUCCAGCUCCGGCAUCACUGCGAUGCACGCAAGGGAGCUGAAGAGAAGGAUCAGUGCUCCCUCGCCACCCGCCCAGAAAGUGCAGCCGCUGCCAGCCUCGGGGGGCCCUGAGGUGGCACCCGGCCAGUUCCUGGGCCCCCCAGGACAAGAAGCUGGCAAGGCAUUUGCCAGUGCGAUUGGGUGGAGGGUUUUUUUGCCGUCCCCCAGAAAGUGUUGCCCAAGGCAAAUGCCUUGUCAGCCUCGCGGUAAACACCCCUGCCUAUCCUCCCUAAUACACAAAUAUGUCCCGUUGAUGCCCCCGCGCUCUGCCAAAGACCUACAUAUAUCCUCUGUCCGUACUCCCACACCUGAUGCUCGCCUCCAAGACUUCCCCAGGGCUGCACCUUUUCUGUGGAACUCCCUUCCCUUCUCCGUUAGACUCUGACCCAGUCUCCACUCCUUCAAAAAAAAUCUUUGAAAACAUACUUCUUCAGGAAAGCAUAUCAUAUAAACUGUUAGCGAGUUUUCAAUUCCCCCGCCCCCCAUGACUCCUUCCUGCAACUGUCAAAAAGUGAAUACUUUUCUAGCAACCUAUGUCAUUACCCCUACUUAUACCUUUUGUGUCACUAUACCCCACUUCCUCUAGCAUGUAAGCUCAUUGAGCAGGGCCCUCAACCCCUCUGUUCCUGUGCGCUCUGUUCCACAUGUCUGGUUACAAUUACAUGUCUGUUAGUCCACACAUUGUACAGCACUACAUGAUUUGCUGGAGCUAUGUAAAUAAUAAAAUAAUAAUAAUAAUAGGAGAUCCACUCACAACAAGUGGGUGGAAUACCCAGCCCAUUCAGAAAUACCUUCUAAUGUAAAAACUCACAUUAAUAGGGUAAACAACCUUUAUUGAAACAUACUGAACAUAUAUAAUAAUUAUGGAACUUGAAAGCCCAGAUAAGCUCAAAAUAAGAAUAGAGAAAGAUAAGUGGGCGCAUACACCUUUAAGGGACUGAAAGAACUAGUCCUAUGAAACUUAUGCAGCUAAGUAUAUAGUAAAGAUGGAAAUAUAGAAAAAAAUCCAUCUAAAUAUAGAGUAAACAGAGAGCUGCACAGACUAGUUUAAUCACCUUAAAAAACGCUUAAAGGGGAACUUGGAUAGAGAAAAUAAAGAUAUCUAUAUAGAUCCAUAAAAGUUGGAAAUAGUAUUAGUAGUAGUGACAGACUUCUAAUUAGAGGUAAAGGCAUAUAAUUUGAAUUGUGAAGGGUAAAAAAUUCCCUAUAAAGAGGAGAGAAAAAUGCCCCCCUCCCAAAUCCAAACGCAAGGAGGGACCCCCUAAAAUCACCCUAAAGCUAAACUGUCAAACUAAGAGUGAAUGAAAACAUAUACUCAGUGUAUCCAAUAUAAAAAUAUAUAAUAUAAGAACCAAACAGAGCAUAUAAUGCUCUAUAAUGCUCUGUUUGGUUCUUAUAUUAUAUAUAUAUAUAUAUUAUAUAUUUUUAUUUUGGAUACACUGAGUAUAUGUUUUCAUUAAUAUUAGAAUAUAUCCUAUAUAAAAUCUAUUUUUUACAUCAGUAUCUUUUACAUCAGUUUUUACAUUAGGAGGUAUUUCUGAAUGGGCUCCUUGUUGUGAGUAGAUCCCCUACCCUAUUCUUUGCUGUCUUUAUUAUCAUUAACUUUGGGGUUAAGCCCCUUUUACCUCCUGUAACCUCUAUUUUGGAGGAGCGGUGAUAGUUCUUUUAUCCUACUACCUCUCCUUCUUCUCUUUUUUCUAAUAAUAAUAAUAAUAAUAAUAAUACUACACACUAGAACACAGGUGUAGAAAACACACAAAACCCAGACUAUGGCACAAUCAAUGUCGUUGCUCAAUGUUAAAUGUUAAAAGUAAUCAAUUGAGGUAAUGGAAAUGAUGAAUUACAAAUGUAACCACAUGGCAAAUUUUAAGUAGUCUGUUUUAUGUUAACAAAACUUUAAAGCUUAUGUUCCCCGUAUAUCUGUGACCCAAGUGUCAUAAAUCUAAUGUCUCAAUUUGGUUGUACCGUAGGUAAUUGCUGCAGAAAAUGAAAAAGCUGUGUCUGAGUCUCUGAAAUUGGCAGCUGAAACCUUAGCUGGAUCCCCUACAGCCAUUCAGCUCCGAUACCUUCACACGCUGCAAUGCAUGACAUCUGAGAGACCACCUACCUUCUUUUUACCUUUGCCUUUUGAUCUGAUGAACUUAAACCCUAUGUCAAAACUGCAAGAAAGCAGCGGAACUUCAAACCCACCCAAGUCAGAUACUGAAGCUGAACAAGGCAAAAAGAAUGACUCUCCAAUGCUUUAAAUGUAUUAAAAUAAUACUUUACUCAGAUAUAUGCAGUUAAAUACUACAAAAUCAUGUUUGUGUCUUCUGUCUAAAGGAUGGAUUGGGAUUAUUUAUUUUGCAAUGCCAUCUUGAACAAAUAAAGGUUAUGGUAUAUGGUUGAGAUUUGGUUAUAAUUAAAGUCUGCAAUGGUACAAGUGUUUAUUCAGCCUUUGGAAAGGUUAUUACAUUAACAAUGCCUACCUUCCCCCAAAAUGUGCAAAAUGUAAGAGAUAAGCAUAUUUCUUGCAGGUGAAUAACAAUUUUUUCAUAGACGUCAUUGGAAAGAGUAGUUAUCAGUUACCACAGCUACGCUUAUCUCCUGUAGUAGAAUUCAGUCCUCAAAUGGUCUAUAUUAUAAUAAUUUGAAUUCAGCAAACAAAAGUUACCUUUACUGCUGCUGUGCACAUACAAUAAUGGCUGUACUUUUCCUGUUAAAAUAAUAUCAACAAGACACCAAAGCUGCACUUCUAAAAAAUAACAUAACUUACAUUUUCCAUGAUACCAAGCUCAUCUUAAAUGAAAAAUCUUAGAAUAAAUUUUUUAAAGAGAAACUGUUACUUCCAGAGAACUGACAAUUCUUCAUUCCUUCACCCCAGUAAACACUAUUGCAGGGUUGAUGGGGGUGAAGGAAGCAGAGGAGGAAAGUACAAAAUGUACUUACCUCUGCUACACUUGACGCCUUUGUGAACUACAUGGUAACCCCAUGAUGCUUUGGGCAUCUACGGAGAAAUUCUGCACAAGCACAUGUGCACUUGAGAUUUUCUUCAGCGGAGCCGUACUUAUGCAUGUGCUAUAUGCAGUGAUGAGCGAAUUUAAGGGAAAUUAGAGGGGCGUGGGGGGAAGAUUAGCACAACCAGUGUACCAGUGGUUGUAUAGAGAUCUCUUCAACGACAGCACCUCUUUAUAGGAUCACUCUAACCAACGAGUACACUGUGUCCUGUCUCUCUUGCCCUGGUGGUAUAUUACUGCAGCAAAUUGCAAAAAAUUGCUACAGCUGUAGGUAUGCUCCAUGGACGGCGCAAUUGGCAGUUCAGAAAAUUACUGCACGCAGUCCUGUUCACAAAAGUGAGAACAGCCUGUGAAUAAGCUGAACUAUGACUGCUAUCAGCUUAUUCCAUAGCUUAACUCAUCGUUUGUUUAAGUGUUCAGUAGAACUCUGGGAGCUAAACUUCUUUUCCCAUUAAGUUCUGCAAGACAGGCAUUUAUGGGACAAAAAUGAGACCUCGUAGAUGAGGCUCCUGAUUGGUUGAGCCUUUAAAAGAUCAGGGAGCUGUCUUCCAGUUACUGUCAUUUGCUGUGCAAGUAGCUUUACAAUUUUGAAACGUUUUUUCCUCGUAUUACUUUUUUUGCAUACUUGUCAAUACACAAUUUAUUGAUUCCUGUUUGUAACUAUAAAUUGAUAUGAAUCACCUGUCCUUGUUCACAAGUGUUUGAUGAACAUGAUUAAAAACAUUGGAAACAAACAUAUUAACAGAUUUGAUAAAACGACUUCAAAGUGAACUUCAAAUUUAGAGGUAAAAGUAGCUGAAAUUGAAAGUUUCUUUAAGUCAGCUAUGCUUCCAGUUUGACGUCUUUGGCCUUAAAUUCACUAAAUUUGGAAUUCUCACUUUAGUUCAGUGAAAUGGGUUGAUACACAUUUUUGCAUGGCAUCUGACAAACCCAUAUACAGGAAUAAUGCUGGGAAGAAUAUGCUAUAAUAAAAUCGAAAAAGUGAGUUACUUUACUCUUAAUUUUAUCCUUAAAUUGCAUAAUUUGCAGCUGAUGGAGACAAAUGUGGUAUAAAUGUGGAUUUUUUUAGAAAAUGCCUAUGACAUGACUGGAUUGCGUAAACUGAACAUUGCACCAAGAAGCCUGGAGUUUAUUUUUAUAUAUAAACAUUUUAAAAUGACGGACACAGGCUUUCUGUCCUGAACGAUUAUUCUAUUCAUAAAAUGUCAGAACUCAUUUCCAGUCUGUACAAUAGUUGGUGUAUGCAAGAGGCUAAUCACACUCAAAAAUAAUGCUCUGGAAAAACAUUAACAGUUCAUUUACAAAAAAGAGUUAUAUUUAUUUCUGUUUCACUUUGCUUGAUUUUGGUCUUCUUUUAACCUGGGUUGUGGAGAAUGUUUGUUCUGUAGUUUGCACAGGACUUGCAAUAUCUUAGAAAAAAAAAUAAAGAACAUCAUCCGUUACUGAGAUUUGUGGAAACAAAGUCUGGUUAUCCAAUAACCUAACGUGUUUAGGAAAUGUGUAGCCAAGACAGCUGUUGUGGAACAGAUUUUUCUUUCUAUCCUAAUUCCUGGAAGCAGUUAAUUCUCUUACAUACAAAAUGAUGUGCCUAUGUUUAUUGUGGUAUAUUCAGAUUGUUUGGAUAGAGAAUGGAGGACUAUCUAGAUCAAGAAGAUAUG
Molecule: messenger RNA, 38860 nt
Organism: Pelobates cultripes (western spadefoot toad)
Lineage: Eukaryota; Metazoa; Chordata; Amphibia; Anura; Pelobatidae
Source: the annotation of a GenBank genome assembly